Molecule: messenger RNA, 678 nt
Organism: Zeugodacus cucurbitae (melon fly)
Lineage: Eukaryota; Metazoa; Arthropoda; Insecta; Diptera; Tephritidae
Product: perlucin
Exons: 3
Coding region: 54-626 (190 amino acids)
Biological process (GO): biological process involved in interspecies interaction between organisms
Cellular component (GO): external side of plasma membrane
Molecular function (GO): carbohydrate binding
Source: RefSeq, a predicted model, not a curated record
UCGACAGUUUACUUCAGAUUAUUGUUGAUAAAAACUUAAUUUUUAUUUACAAAAUGUUCAAAUACAUUUUAGCUUUAUUUUUCCUUUGUUUUGUUGCACAAAAUUUGGUCGCAGAAAAUAGCACCGCAGAUCCGUAUAGUGGUUUCGUAUUUCCAAAUUUAUCCACUGAAGCUUUGGAUAAGUCCAACUAUCGCGCGUUUCCAGGCCUUCUACGUGACAAAACCUUUGUAGUUGUGGCUUACAUUAAGGCAAAUUGGUUUAAAGCUCAAGAGAUUUGCGGUUAUCAAGGACUGUCGUUGGGCAGCAUAAAUUCGAAAUCAGAAAACGAUUUGCUGGAGAAAUAUUUGUUAAAUAGUGGACUCGCCUCAAACAAUGAGGAAUUCUGGCUCUCCGGUUCAAAACUUGCAGACAACAGUCGUUGGGUUUGGUUUAAUCUGGGUCGCCCUAUCAGCUAUAACAGAUGGGCAGCCGGUAAACCGAUCGAAGUUCUCCGUAACAGAAAUUGUCUCGCUCUGUUGGCGAAUGGUCAGUGGAGUAAUGAUCGUUGCGAGGCUGAAAAAUAUGUAAUUUGUGAGACCCGCUGUCCUUUGACUAGUUAUGACACACCGAUUUUCUUACAAAAGUAAUAUAUAAUAUAAUAAUUGUUUAAUUAUCUAUAUAGUAAGUAGUAAAGUCGUU